Messenger RNA from Frankliniella occidentalis (western flower thrips), 892 nucleotides. Its product is annotated as COMM domain-containing protein 3. Bases 146 to 745 code for a protein of 199 amino acids. NCBI's taxonomy places the organism in Eukaryota, Metazoa, Arthropoda, Insecta, Thysanoptera, Thripidae. The transcript has 3 exons. The record is from RefSeq and is a predicted model, not a curated record. Gene Ontology annotation, biological process: sodium ion transport.
GUAAAAUUCUUCAAAACUCGGUGCAUUUUCAUGUCAUGGUGGGGAACUUGACUUGAAUAGCAGACACCAGCAGAGACCAGAAACAAACAAAAAUUUGUGCGUGAUUCAAGCGUUGAUAUUUCUGUUAUUUUCUAUUAGUAUAAAAAUGGAGCCGAAGCUUUCUACAGAAAUAAUGACAGGAUUGAAAAGAAUGGGCAAUUCCACCCUUGUCAGUGACGAAGUUUUUGUAAAAUCUUUACAGUGUGGAAUGACUACCAUAACCCAACCAGACUUCACGUCAGCCAACCUCUCUAGUAUUUCUUCUGGUUCCUCCAAAGGAGAUGUGGUCAAGGAAGCUCACUGUGCUCUUUUGUCCCUAUUUGUUGAAUCUGCUCGCUUAGAUCUCACUCUGGAUUCCCUUACUGUUUUUCUAGAGACUAAAGCAAAUUGGCCCCAAACUCGAUGUAAAAUGUUAGCUGAUGCCUAUGCCGCUUGUGUUUCUAAAGUUCAAGCCUGUCUUUCUAAUAUUAGUGUUCAUCCCCCUCACAUUGUGGAUGUUCAGUGGAGUUUGAAUCACAAUACUAAGUCCAGCAGUAACAAGCAAACCACUAGCUCAUUCGUUUCUGUGCAAUUUGAAACCGAAGGUUUACCAGAGGGUCAAGAAGAUAAGCUGGUAAAAUUUGAGUGCACAUUGGCUGAACUUCAGGAUAUGGUGUCAAAACUUAAGGAAGCUUUAAGACAGGUUGAACAUAUUGCACAUAUUUAAAAUUCUCACCUCAAGGAAAAUAUUACUGACAGUUAUGUAACUGAAGUGUUGUAACUGUUAAACCCAAGAACAACCAACACACAAGCUCAAGUUGGCAUUCAUUACUCAUUAAUGAAAGAUAAACUCAAAAUAAAUAACAGAGUGAAA